AUGGCCCUCUACUGCGGCGACAACUUCGGAGUGUACUCGCAGCCCGGCCUGCCUCCGCCCGCCGCCGCCGCCGCCGCCCCGGGCGCCCCCUCGGCCGCCAGGGCGCCUUACGGGCUGGCAGACUACGCUGCGCCGCCGGCCGCAGCAGCCAACCCCUACCUGUGGCUCAACGGGCCCGGUGUGGGCGGCCCGCCGUCCGCAGCCGCAGCAGCAGCCGCCGCGUACCUGGGCGCUCCCCCGCCGCCACCGCCCCCCGGGGCCGCGGCUGGGCCCUUUCUGCAGCCGCCGCCCGCCGCCGGCACCUUCGGCUGCGCGCAGCGGCCCUUCGCACAGCCCGCACCCGCCGCGCCCGCCUCGCCUGCCGCGCCCGCGGGUGCCGGGGAGCUGGGCUGGCUGUCCAUGGCCAGCCGCGAGGACCUGAUGAAGAUGGUGCGGCCGCCCUAUUCGUACUCGGCGCUCAUCGCCAUGGCCAUUCAGAGCGCCCCGGAGCGCAAGCUCACGCUCAGCCACAUCUACCAGUUCGUCGCCGACAGUUUCCCCUUCUACCAGCGCAGCAAGGCCGGCUGGCAGAACUCCAUCCGCCACAACCUGUCGCUCAACGACUGCUUUAAGAAGGUGCCCCGCGACGAGGACGACCCAGGAAAGGGUAAUUACUGGACUCUGGAUCCGAACUGCGAGAAAAUGUUUGACAACGGGAACUUCCGGCGGAAGCGAAAGCGCCGCUCUGAGCCCAGCAAUGGCUCCACAGUGGCUGCCGGGACAUCAAAGUCGGAAGAAGGGCUCUCCUCAGGACUGGGGUCUGGAGUGGGUGGGAAGCCAGAAGGAGAGAGCCCUUCCAGUCUGCUGAGGCCUUCCCACUCCCCAGAGCCUCCGGAGGACACCAAGAGUACUGCCUCAUCUCCUGGAGGACCCAUGCUCACCUCCACCCCAUGUCUCAACACUUUCUUCAGCAGCCUCAGCUCCUUGAGUGUCAGCAGCAACGUGAGUAACCAGCGGGCUCUCCCUGGCAGCCGCCACCUAGGGAUCCAGGGGGCCCAGCUGCCCUCCAGCGGCAUGUUCCCCCCAACCUCCAUCUCAGAGGCCUCGGCAGACACCUUGCAACUGAGCAGCAGCACCAGCAAUAGCACCAGCCAGAGAUCCUAUUACAGCCCUUUCCCUGCCAGCACCAGCGGGGGCCAAAGCACCCCCUUCAGCAGCCCUUUCCACAACUUUAGCAUGGUCAACAGCCUCAUCUACCCCCGAGAAGGCUCCGAGGUGUAGAGCAGGCCCUCAGACUUGAGUAUGCACACCUGAGACCUGCAGACAUGCUGUAAAAUGCAGAUUCCAUUCAGUAGGUCUGGGACAGGACCUGAGUUCUGCAUUUCUGUUGAGUUCCUGGGCGAUCUCGUGGUCCUUUGACCACACUUGGAGUAACAAGGGUGUAGUAGAUAACUCUUUCUACAAACCAGUGAGCUUUUACAGGUUUCUCUGCAUGUGGGCCUCUCCAGAGAGAAAUCUGUCUCACUCUCUUAUGUGAUAGGUAGCCUGUGAGCCCCAUGAGGGCAGGGACCAUGUCUAUUUUGUUUAUCACUGUAUGCCAGGGUUGUAAGCUCAAGUGUGUACAGACAGCUAAAAAAACAUAAGCCAAUGAAAUUACUGGCUGAGAAAACUAAGAGCAUUUGGUAACUGAAGCCGUAGGGGGUGGAUGGGACAGACUACCAGAAGGCUGCUGGGAACAGCUGGUUCUCUCUCUCUCACAUGGCAGCAUUCUGAUUUCAUUAUCAUUAUUU
Molecule: messenger RNA, 1769 nt
Organism: Sapajus apella (tufted capuchin)
Lineage: Eukaryota; Metazoa; Chordata; Mammalia; Primates; Cebidae
Gene: FOXI3
Product: forkhead box I3
Exons: 2
Coding region: 1-1260 (419 amino acids)
Biological process (GO): cell differentiation; anatomical structure morphogenesis; regulation of transcription by RNA polymerase II
Molecular function (GO): DNA-binding transcription factor activity, RNA polymerase II-specific; RNA polymerase II cis-regulatory region sequence-specific DNA binding
Source: RefSeq, a predicted model, not a curated record